Messenger RNA from Notolabrus celidotus (New Zealand spotty), 5113 nucleotides. RefSeq names its product corticotropin-releasing factor receptor 2 (gene crhr2). NCBI's taxonomy places the organism in Eukaryota, Metazoa, Chordata, Actinopteri, Labriformes, Labridae. The transcript is spliced from 12 exons. Gene Ontology annotation, cellular component: plasma membrane; dendrite; axon terminus. The coding region runs from base 101 to 1345 and encodes 414 amino acids. Gene Ontology annotation, molecular function: peptide hormone binding; corticotropin-releasing hormone receptor activity; G protein-coupled peptide receptor activity. Gene Ontology annotation, biological process: cell surface receptor signaling pathway; adenylate cyclase-modulating G protein-coupled receptor signaling pathway; long-term synaptic potentiation. The record is from RefSeq and is a predicted model, not a curated record.
GUCUUUACUGAUUCACAAGCGCGUGGACACCGCUGGGCUCAGUGUAUGCAUCUCCGCUCGGACCCGGGAUUAAUCAAUCGCGCAUUAUUCAGUUCCCACCAUGGAUGCUACAUUGUAUCAGAUCAUAUUCGGUGAGCUCGCGGACUUAAACUGUAGUUUGAUGGAUGCUUUCCAAGACACUUUUUUGGAAAACGCGUCUCUGUCAUUGCUCAGCACUGAUGGUUUUUAUUGCAAUGCCACUACGGAUGAGAUUGGAACCUGCUGGCCGCGGAGCAGCACCGGGAGGAUCGUGGAGAGACCAUGCCCGGAGUAUAUCAACGGGGUUAAGUACAACACAACCAGGAGUGCUUACAGAGAAUGCAUGGAUAAUGGAACGUGGGCGUUGAAGAGCAAUUACUCCAAUUGUGAGCCCAUUUUGGAGGAGAAGAGAAAAUAUCCAAUGCAUUAUAAAAUCGCACUCAUCAUCAACUACCUAGGCCACUGUAUCUCGGUGGGAGCUCUAGUCGUGGCCUUCAUUCUCUUCUUGUGCUUAAGAAGCAUACGAUGUCUCCGAAACAUCAUCCACUGGAACCUGAUUACCACCUUCAUAUUGAGGAAUGUGAUGUGGUUUCUACUUCAGCUCAUUGACCACAAUAUCCAUGAGAGCAAUGAGCCUUGGUGCAGAUUAAUUACAACAAUAUACAACUACUUUGUGGUGACAAACUUCUUCUGGAUGUUUGUUGAAGGAUGUUACCUCCACACAGCCAUCGUAAUGACUUACUCCACUGAUAAGCUCAGGAAGUGGGUCUUCCUUUUCAUUGGCUGGUGUAUUCCAUGCCCUAUAAUAGUCGCCUGGGCUAUAGGGAAACUGUAUUAUGAAAAUGAACAAUGCUGGUUUGGUAAAGAACCUGGAAAAUAUAUGGACUACAUUUACCAGGGACCUGUUAUUCUUGUUCUCCUGAUAAACUUUGUUUUCCUCUUCAAUAUCGUCAGAAUUCUCAUGACCAAACUAAGAGCUUCAACCACAUCAGAAACAAUACAGUACAGGAAAGCUGUUAAAGCAACACUGGUCCUCUUACCCCUGCUGGGAAUCACCUACAUGCUUUUCUUCGUGAAUCCGGGGGACGACGACAUCUCACAAAUUGUUUUCAUCUAUUUCAACUCCUUUUUACAGUCUUUUCAGGGCUUCUUUGUGUCAGUGUUCUACUGCUUUCUAAAUGGAGAGGUACGUUCUGCGGUGAGGAAACGGUGGCACCGCUGGCAGGAUAACCACGCUCUUCGAGUGCGAGUGGCCCGAGCCAUGUCCAUCCCCACGUCACCAACCAGGAUCAGCUUCCACAGCAUCAAACAGACUACUGCUGUGUGACCAGAGGAAUGAGUGCAUAAUACUCACUACAACAUCUAUGAGAACAGACUUUUUGUUCUGUUUGUUUUACAGAAGAGACUCAUUCCUCAAACAAUACCACAAUGUGUCUGAAGUGAGCAAAGACAAGGGGACAUGUCUGUUGUCUUGUGGGAAUCAUAGCAUCUUAAACUACUCCUUUAAACUGCACACGACGUAUGAUUGAAAACAGUAUGAUUCUUGAAAGCAUUAUCGCCUCAAAAAUACGGUACAUGAGUCGCAAAAGGUUUGAAGUUCUCUGGAGAUAAGAGUAUCAUAAAUAUGGCUUCAUCAUCAAACCGUCAAAAUAAGUCUUAUUGUCUGAUCUCACUGUGUUAUCGCUGUCAUCUUACUGCAUGGUGUAAGAUUAUCCUGCAGGAUUUGCUGCAGGACACUUAAACAACGCACACACUUGUAAGCAUCUGCUCCAUUCUGACAUAGCGGGUGGGUGAUUAGGAAUACUUGAAGUAUAAUUAGACACAUUGACCACAAUGCACUUAAAAUAUUGAAAGGCCAUGUGUGUGUGUAGUGAAAAUUGAAAUGCAGAAAUGCUCUUGGACUUAUCUUCUCUUUGGCUUCAACAGCUGCUUUUGACAGCAAUGAAAGAGGCUUAAGGGCAGAGGAGAGUUCAACUAAAUUAAAUAUCAGAAACUAGACAGCUUGAAAAAUAUAAAAUCCAAAAAAUGCUCUGCUUUCUUUUGCUAUAAGGGAUGAAAAUUGAAUUAAUGUGAAGUGGGCUAUUGUUGUCCACCCCACAACCUGCAGUGACACAUUUAGGUCAAUAUGAAAUAAAGAUUUUUUUAUACAAACAAGCCAUUCAAGUGGAGCCUUUCACUGGAGUCCUCAGAUAAGUCUGAGUUUUCUCCUUGAACUCUGUGGUCUUUUAUACAAAAGUUUAAUUUUUGUCUCAUAAUGUUCAGUUGUAAACAUUGUUUGAAUACUUGUGCACAAACAGAGCUUCCUCUCUGGUCCAGGUAAAUUAUUUUCUGCUUUCUUUUUGUUGGGUUCAUCUUUGUCUCCUCAGAGAUGAAGGGUGUGAAGAUUCCAAGCAUUUUCAAAUGUGUUUGAGCUCCCUGAGGCAGGUAUAUGAGCAGACCGGAAUUAAAGGCGGGAGGUGCAUUUGUUUCAUUUCUUUCAUGUUUGGUAAGCGCAGGCGCAGUGGCACUUAAUCAAAUGAUUUUGGCUUUAUGGAAUUCCUGUCUGUUAAUGAGUAUCACAACUAAGCUGCUGGUUCAAGGGAAAGGAAGCUUGUUGAGUGGGCAGCAAUUUGCUCUGAUGCCAACUCUUUCAUCUGCUCAGGCUGCUUACACAAUAAUGGGACCAACAACCAUCAAUCUGCAAUCUCAAACCCAAAAGUGCUCGUCUUUUCUGCAAAAGUGUAGAAGGAUAAUAAUGAUAUAGGAUUACAAAGAACAGUCUGAAUUCAGUGAAAAGCCUAAUUUCUGAUGCAGACGCUUCAUUGUAUGCCCCUACAUUUGUAAUAUAUCAUCAGAAGAGUAUUUCUGUUGGCCUGGUGGUAUGGAAAAGCAUAUUUGAAGACUUGCCAAGCAUUUGUGGAACUUAGCUUAUUUCAUCUCCAUGGAGGGAUAGAGGGGAAGGUUGAUCACGCUUUCAUUUCUGUCCAUCAUUUAGCUAGUAGCUGGUUAGCCUAACUUAACGUAAAAGCUGGAAACACAGAAACAGCUAGCUUGGCUCUGUCAGUUAGCUAGCAGCUUGUUAGUCUAGCUUAAUGUAAAAGCUGAAAACACAGAAACAGCUAACUUGGCUCUGUCCAAAGAAGUCUCUGCGCUUUGCCUUGCAACAACCUGGAGACAUAAAGCCACUGCUCCUGGACAAUAAAUACUUCCACACAUAACCAACAUUAACAAAGAGAUGGAUUCUUUUCACCUGGCUAUUAAGUGUGUUUAAUACAGUAAAAGUAAAACGUUGAAAUGCAAGCUUUAAAGGUGCUGGUGGAUGAAUAUUGUUACCCUUGACCCAUGUUAGCUGUAUCCCUUUUUUAAAUGUUGCCAUAUUGAAAAUGCCAACAAAACUUAACUUUCAGCUGACAGAAGAAGCAAAGAGGAGAAUUGAGGCAGGCCUUGAGCCUCCUUGCUAACAGCUACAGUGUUCCCACCUGUCAUUCAAGUCAGCCAUGCCCUAAUAGUGCAAAAAAUCGUAAACAAUUACAUUUUUGACAGCUUUAUUGAAUAGGUGUGUAUGGCUUCCGAGGCCUUUGGAACCAGCCUCCUGUGGACACUGGAAGAACUGCAGCUUUUUGUACUUCCACCUUGGCCUCAUUUCUCAGGACCAAAGGAUCCCCCAUGGUUGAAAUUUUACACAAAUGGGGAAGUGGGAAAAACUGCUGUUCCUUGAGUGUCCACUUUAGACCAGCUGGAAAGCACAAUAAAUCCCAUUAACACCCAUGUUAAAAUAUUUAUUUUACAGCUAAAUUAAACAGCCUGGUUCAGAAAUGGUUUUGGCCUUAAGUGAUAAUUCUUAAAUUGUACACACUGUUCAGGGGGUGAUUUUUUGUAUAACUCGUACAUUUUUAAGAUUUUACGAGUGAUGCAUAGAUUUGCUUCAUUAGGGGCAUGGCCGAGUUGAAUUACUGGUAAGUGCAAUGUAACUGUUUAAGAGGCUUACGGCUCACCUCAGCUCCACCUCUGUGUCUGUUUGUAGGUUGACCAGGAGUUACAUUGAGUCAGCAUUUCCAAUAUGGCGACUACCAUCGAUUGGCUUCAAAACACUGCUUCAGAAACAAAUGAGAGACAUCACUGAGACUACAUCCAUGUUUUAUACAGUCUGUGGUUUAAACACUGACAUGAAUGAAGAGUUGCUCAUAGGAGCUAUAAUGAACAGUCAUGACAGUAGUAUAGAUCUUCUCCUCCAACUUUCAUCAAGAGAAAACAAGUGUCUAACUUCAUUCUGGUAAAAUUAUUUUUUUGCUUUGUUUAUUUUUUAGCUAAUCUUUUUUUUCUGCUGUUGUUGUUUAUAUUUCUGUUUCUGUUAACAGAAAUAAAAUUCACUGGAUCUAUUAUGAAAAUUGGAUUUUUGAAAAACUUGAGACUAUACUGAAUUUCUGCGACCAAAAUUGUUUGAUUGUGAUGUGUACUACAUAAAUAUAUGAUCUCUCCUUGUUGUUAUAUGUACAUAUCAUGUUUGUAUUUUGUAUUUUUUGGUACGUUAUAAGACUUUUUUUUGUCAAUGGCUGCUCUUCUGAACUUAAGCCAUUAUUUUAAGUGAAUAUCAUCCAAAGUGGUUUUACUGUAAAUAUUCUAUUGUGUUUUAUACCUACAGUACAUUUCUGUUAGCUGCAUUACAGCUUCUACUGCCGUAACACAGAGCCCGUGCCCAUGACCUCAUCAUGUUAAGUAAAGAUAAAGCAAACAUAAUAUAGUGGAUGUGAAAUAUUUUCAUACAGAAAAAAGAAAAGAGAUCAUUUAUUCCAACUCGCCAAAGAGAUAAACCAUGUUUACCAGCAUCCAGGAUUCUUAUUGUCUUCAUCUUUAUUUCAUUGCCACUGCAAUUUGUACAUGGUUGAAAACAUUAAGAGCAGUGUGAAGUCAAAUUUGUUCAUUAUCACUGUACCUGGAUACACCUGACCAACUCAAACCACCUAUGUUGCCUUACAGAUUAAAGGAAUUGCAUCUUUGUGCGAAAAGGAAGCUAAUGUCACUGUAAAUAAAGUUUCAUUGUGCUAUUAAUAUACAUUUGUACAUGCACAUAUGAAUGGAAAUAUAUCAUUUGAUUAAAAAAAAUCAUUUACUCAUA